AUGAUUCGCAGGCCGACCUGGGAAAUCCUAGUGGUGACUGGUGACGCUUUAUUUCGAGACAAACAUCUCAACUUUACUACAACGUUUCCCCCCGGCUCUAGACUGCCUACCACCCGAGCGCGCUCUAUAUUUUUUACCGCGAUAUACCCCUCGUUUAUUCGAAAACCAUUUGUCUGUUAUCUUGAACUAGGCCGUGUGACAUCCGCCUCGCUGUCAAUGCGGUAUUGGAAAUUGGGUCUGAUGAUACAAUGCCAGAAUGGUCAAAAAGGCCCUCCCAAAAAAGCCAAAGAAAGAAAGAAAGAAAGAAAGAAUAAAAGAAUAAAAGAAUACUGGAGAUCUGGGACGGAAUUUAAUCUUUUACCCCACACAAAAUAUGGGGAAAUUUGCAGGCGGAUUAAUUGCAUUCUUGACGAUAUAUACGUGUACACUUGCAUUUCCUGA
Messenger RNA from Aspergillus puulaauensis, 441 nucleotides. RefSeq lists its product as uncharacterized. The record is from RefSeq and is a predicted model, not a curated record. Lineage: Eukaryota; Fungi; Ascomycota; Eurotiomycetes; Eurotiales; Aspergillaceae. The coding region runs from base 1 to 441 and encodes 146 amino acids. The transcript has a single exon.